UCUGACCAUCUGUGCUUAGGAAUUGCCUCCUCCCUACCUCUGAACUCUCACUCUUUAACGCUGAGCACGUAGACGCACGCAUCCCAGCUCAACGCAUUCAGCACCAUGGCCCCCAAAAAGGUAGAGGCUAAGAAGCCAGAGUCCAAAAAGGCAGAGCUUGCCAAAAAGGAAGCAGCACCCGCUGCCAAGCCCAAGCCCACGCCGACCCCCGAACCUGUGGUCGAGGCCCCCAAGGAGCCUGACUUUGACCCCAAGAGCAUCACCCUCGAGUACAGCGCCGACCAGAUCGAGGAGUUCAAGGAGGCCUUCACCCUGUUCGACCGCACACCCAAAGGGGAGAUGAAGAUCACGUUCGCCCAGUGCGGCGAUGUGAUGCGGGCGCUGGGCCAGAACCCCACCAACUCUGACGUCCUGAAGGUGUUGGGCAAGCCUCGGCCCGAGGACAUGAGCAGCAAGCUGGUGGACUUUGAGACCUUCCUGCCAAUGCUGCAGCACAUUUCCCGCGCCAAGGACAAGGGCAACUUUGAGGACUUUGUUGAGGGCCUGCGGGUCUUUGACAAGGAGGGCAACGGCACCAUCAUGGGCGCUGAGCUGCGUCACGUACUGGCCACCCUGGGGGAGAGGAUGACGGAGGAUGAGGUAGACAGGCUGAUGGCGGGCCAAGAGGACGCCAACGGAUGCAUCAACUACGCCUCCUUCGUAAAGCACAUUCUGUCUGGGUGAGCUGGAUUUUUAGCAGAAGGACUUCAAUGAUUCUGUAUUUUUUUUCUCCUCUGGACCCCGUACCUGUCUCAUUAAUACCACUGCCACUUUAGUGGUGAGCAUGUCCCUAAAUGUACUGUUAUGUUUGUUGCUAAAAGCAGCUGGCAACAAUCAUGCCACAAAAUGUUGAUUAUGAGACCUAAUUUUUCAUUUUCCUUGAAUAAAAAAUGUACAGUGACAAAAAAAGUUAUUUAUAGAGAAAUGUUAAUGAGAUACUGAAGCCAUGAACAUUUUACAUUUAAUAAAUCAUGAAUAUUUUAAAUGUAAUAAAUAAAGCACAUCUGAUUAUAAAGUA
Messenger RNA from Oncorhynchus nerka (sockeye salmon), 1057 nucleotides. Its product is annotated as myosin light chain 4-like. Gene Ontology annotation, molecular function: calcium ion binding. Gene Ontology annotation, cellular component: myosin II complex. The transcript has a single exon. Lineage: Eukaryota; Metazoa; Chordata; Actinopteri; Salmoniformes; Salmonidae. Bases 106 to 723 code for a protein of 205 amino acids. The record is from RefSeq and is a predicted model, not a curated record.